This is a messenger RNA of Saprolegnia parasitica CBS 223.65, 276 nucleotides long. RefSeq lists its product as hypothetical. The transcript has a single exon. The record is from RefSeq and is a predicted model, not a curated record. Lineage: Eukaryota; Oomycota; Saprolegniomycetes; Saprolegniales; Saprolegniaceae. The annotation marks the transcript as partial.
AUGUACUUUGUCGACGCCCGCAGCGAGGCGGACGACGCCAACGCCAACGACCGGCGGCGUCCGAUCGCUGCCAAGCGUUCGCGCUGCGAGGCGCCGCGUGGCCUCGUACCGGGGCAGCUUCGGAGCCUCGAGCCAGUCGCGCGCCGCCUGCCCAAACCGCAAGCCGUCAUUCGACACGAGCCCAUCGACUACAUUGCGCUGCGACGGACGCGCUCCAGCACGCAAGCGCUCUUGCGCAACCGCGAGCUUUUGGCUCGCGAGAUCCUCGCACCCGAG